AUUAUUUUUUCGGUCUGUAUACGAUGAAAAUCAAAAAAUAGUAUGUAGUUAUGUUACAAACAACUGUAUGCGCGGAUGUGUAUAUAAGAAAGGAUGGUUAUUUCUAAACCAGUUUCAUUGCUGCUAACACAUCAGACAGCAGAGUUUUUAACAGAACACAGUGUAAUAGAACUUCUUCGAGUGCGUGUGUGUCAUUGUGUAAGCAAAAAAAAAUAAUAAAAAGACAUCACAUCAUGGCAUCAUUGCAGGAACGUUUUGAAGCUGCCGCUUUAGAAGUCAGAUCGCUCACCAAGAGGCCUACUAACGAGGAACUGUUAGAGUUGUACGCACUUUAUAAACAAGGAACGAAGGGAGAUAAUACUACGAGUAAACCCGGCUUAUUUGACCUUAAAGCCAAAAAGAAAUGGGAAUACUGGAAUGAUGUUAAAGGAACCUCUACAGAAGACGCUCAAGAAAAAUAUGUAGCAAAAGUCAAUGAAUAUAUUAGCAAAUACAAAGAUUGAAUAGAGUUUGAUUUAAAAGAACAGCAAAUAAAAUAACGUUUAUUGAUGCAUAUACAUAUAUAUAUAUAUAUAUAUAUAUAUAUAUAUAUAUAUAUAUAUAUAUAUAUUGAUAAGGUGAUUAAGAAAUAAAACAAUUAAUGGAUUUAACAA
Adelges cooleyi (spruce gall adelgid) is the source of this 653-nucleotide messenger RNA. Its product is annotated as acyl-CoA-binding protein homolog. Lineage: Eukaryota; Metazoa; Arthropoda; Insecta; Hemiptera; Adelgidae. The record is from RefSeq and is a predicted model, not a curated record. The transcript has 3 exons. Gene Ontology annotation, molecular function: long-chain fatty acyl-CoA binding. Bases 234 to 503 code for a protein of 89 amino acids. Gene Ontology annotation, biological process: fatty acid metabolic process.